UUCCUCUCAAAAUGAAUAAAAAUAAACUUAAAACAAAAAAAAUUUUUUUUAACUUAAAAAAAAAAAAGAGCAGAGGGGUGUCACCUACCACAAGAAUCUGGUGAGAAGAGCUAGUGGUCCACGCUGGGGCAAGCUGGGUCUGAGAGGAGGGGACUGACUGGGGGAGGAGAAAGUAGGCAAAAGUCACACCUGAAUUUCUGCCUCCUAGAGGAAUCUUGGCCCUGGGAACAGUGCACCUCACUAAGUAUGAGGUCAGGAGAUGGCCCCUGGUACUGGGUGUGAUAUAGCCGAGUUUCAUACUCAUGCCAGGUGUCACCCCGACAGAUACGGGUUGUUCUGUUCAUUCAUUUGGUAGGUCCACCCCCUUGGGCACAGGAAGCAACUGAGGAAUGUAUGAGGGUUCCUAUGAGGAAUGGGGUCCAGGCUGCUGAGAGGAGAAAUUGUGGCCUGCUACUCAGGACAGUGGCAAAAGAAAAUAAGAAAUAAGAAAUAUGCAUCUGGGGGAUAACUAGAGUUAGGGUGGACCUGGAGUAGUUGGCUGAGGGGUCUAGAGAUACAGACUGGAGUCACACACACAGGGUUGAGGAUGUGCAAAAUUCUACUGUUGAGCUGUGGUAUGAGUACCAGAGGUUCAUGAUACUAUUCACCAUUCUUGUGUAUAUGUUUGAAAAUUUCCAUAAUAGAAGGUCACAAGAGAUUAAAAAGAAAAAAGUGUGACUAUGUAUCUGCAUGUGGUAUGUGUGUACCCUGCCAUGGAUGUGGACUCAGUUCAGAGACCUCUGAGUGCCAGAGUGCAGACAUGGGAGUCCACCACCAUGGGCACGUAUUGCACAAACUGCAACCUCCCUGCGGUUGGGGACAGCAUUUGUGCAGGGCAGGGGGAGAAGCAUUUGCUCUGUGCAGACCCUCCAUAUUCAUCUCAGUAUCUUGCAGAGUGAUUCCCCUUUCAUGAUCACAACCUGCCCAGGCCAUUGGCGCUGUAGUGUCUAUGUUACCAAGUAUGUGAGACAGGGCAGCUGUGUGCCCGAACUUGUGACAGUAUGUGUUGGUGUGUGAACACGGCUGUUCGUGUGUGAAUGCCAGGCACUGAGUGUGGAUGUGGGGGGCACGACUUGUGGGUGUGGCGGGGCCCUGGUCCAGAGUCCAAUGGUGUUAGACUCCUCACUCUCCUUCGAACGAUUCCUGGCAGCUCUCCAGCGCCCCCUCCUCCCGUUCUGGCAGUGUGGAGGGGGAACACCUGUUGGGGGGCUGGGAGCGGCAGAGCCCCGGGGGGCCUCUCCCCCCGCGCCCCCGCCCGCCCUGCCCCUCACCGGUCCCGCCCCCGCGCCCGCCGCCAGCAGAGCGGCGCGUGAGCGCACCGCGGCCAGAAGAGCGCACCGCUGCGGGAGCGCACGGCUGGGGACCCCGCGCAGGGAGCAGAGCCGAGGUAGGGGCUGCCCGAGAGGCGGGCAGAGCAGAGGGAACGCCGUGGAGACGCCGGGGGCACCGGGGCGCGCCAGGCUGGCGGCCCUUUCCUCGGGGCCCCGCCUGGUGCCAGCCCCCCCACCCGCGGGGGGACUGCGCCUGGAAGCUGUAAUGGAGGCCCUGCAGAGGCAGCAGGCAGCCCGACUGGCCCAAGGGGUGGGGCCAUUGGCCCCUCAACGCCCAUUGCCACCACCACUACCUCCCUUGCCUGGCCCUCGGACCCUGCAGGCCCCUGAAGGGGCCUUGGGGGAGGUUGGGACUGAAGAAGAGGAGGAUGCGGAAGAGGAUGAGGAAGGGGAGGAAGCCGGGGCAGAGGAGGAGGCAGCCGAGGAGAGCCUUCCAGGGACCCGGGGCCCCAGCUCACCUUCAAGUCAACCCCCUGGACCUCAUCCCCAUGAAUGGACCUACGAGGAACAGUUCAAGCAGCUGUACGAGCUUGAUGCAGACCCCAAGAGGAAGGAAUUUCUGGAUGACCUGUUUAGCUUCAUGCAGAAGAGGGGGACGCCAGUGAACCGCGUGCCCAUCAUGGCGAAGCAGGUGCUGGACCUGUACGCGCUGUUUCGCCUGGUGACAGCCAAAGGCGGCCUGGUGGAAGUCAUCAACCGCAAGGUGUGGCGGGAGGUCACGCGCGGCCUCAGCCUGCCCACCACCAUCACGUCGGCAGCCUUCACUCUACGCACCCAGUACAUGAAGUACCUGUACCCGUACGAGUGCGAGACGCGGGCGCUCAGCUCCCCAGGGGAGCUCCAGGCAGCCAUCGACAGCAACCGGCGCGAGGGCCGUCGUCAGGCUUACACCACCGCCCCGCUCUACGGCUUAGCUGGGCCUACACCUCGGGGUACUCCCGGCCAAGUCUCCGUUCCUGGCCCCGCCCCGCCCACGCCCAGCCCACGCCCUGCCCAGGGCUCUGCCUCCGGCCUGCCUGCUCACGCCUGCGCGCAGCUGAGCCCAAGCCCCAUUAAGAAAGAGGAAAGCGGAAUUCCAACCCCUCGACUGGCACUGCCUGUGGGCCUGGCUUUGGGACCUGCAAGGGAGAAGUUGGCACCAGAGGAGCCCCCAGAGAAGAGGGCUGUGCUGAUGGGGCACAUGGACCCACCUCGACCUGGAGCUCCCCCUAGUUUCCUGCCCCGUGGCAAGGUUCCCCUGAGGGAAGAGCGGCUGGAUGGGCCUCUCAAUCUGGCAGGCAGUGGUAUCAGCAGUAUCAACAUGGCCCUAGAGAUCAACGGGGUGGUCUACACUGGUGUCCUCUUUGCUCGCCGCCAGCCUGUGCCAGCUUCCCAGGGCCCAACCAACUCUGUACCCCCACUCCCUACAGGGCCACCUUCCAGCACUUCACCCUGAGAACUCCCACUCAGAAUUAAGAGUCCCAGCCCCAAUGCUGAGUGGGGCCCCCCUCACCUUGAUUCUUCUAGGGCACCCAGUCUAGGACCCAGCCCUGGGAGAUGACACCCCCACCCCCACCCAUCCAUGCCCUGUGGACUUGAAGCCAAAGAGUUUUCUUUUGAUGUUACAUCUACCUCAUUGUAAAGGGAGAGCACCGCCUCCCUGGCCAACUCCAGCAGCAUCUACCAAAGAGUUCUGCCCUCCCUAACCCCCAUCAUUUCCUCAUGUGCCUCCCUGUGUCAGUGUCAUCUCUAGGACCUCACCUCUUCAAAUCAGACCUGCUUCUCCUCAGAAGCCGGGUGAAGGGUUAGGUUGGGGUGUUGUGAAGGAGAUAUCCCUCAGGUCACAUAUGAAUAAUAAAGCUGCAGUCCCUCCCUC
Molecule: messenger RNA, 3225 nt
Organism: Leopardus geoffroyi (Geoffroy's cat)
Lineage: Eukaryota; Metazoa; Chordata; Mammalia; Carnivora; Felidae
Gene: ARID3C
Product: AT-rich interaction domain 3C
Exons: 8
Coding region: 1147-2805 (552 amino acids)
Biological process (GO): regulation of transcription by RNA polymerase II
Cellular component (GO): nucleus
Molecular function (GO): DNA binding
Source: RefSeq, a predicted model, not a curated record